This is a messenger RNA of Mya arenaria, 2208 nucleotides long. Its product is annotated as transcription factor IIIA-like. The record is from RefSeq and is a predicted model, not a curated record. Gene Ontology annotation, biological process: regulation of transcription by RNA polymerase II. Gene Ontology annotation, cellular component: nucleus. Bases 24 to 1202 code for a protein of 392 amino acids. The transcript is spliced from 9 exons. NCBI's taxonomy places the organism in Eukaryota, Metazoa, Mollusca, Bivalvia, Myida, Myidae. Gene Ontology annotation, molecular function: DNA-binding transcription activator activity, RNA polymerase II-specific; RNA polymerase II cis-regulatory region sequence-specific DNA binding.
CAGCAUGGCGUAAAGCGAGAUUGAUGGAUGUCAAACGUUUCACGUGCAAAUUUCCAGACUGUUUAAAACAGUUUUCAAAACAAAGUCGGAUGAUGGUCCACCAACGCUCACAUACAGGAGAGAGACCUUAUGUUUGUGAUGUUGAAGAUUGCCUCAAGACAUUCAAAAGAGUUGACCAUCUCAGAAGGCAUACAUAUACAUCCCACCGGGAUAACAAGACGGACAACUUCAGGUUUCAGUGCGAUGAAAGCGAUUGCGAGGCAAGCUUCUCCUCCAUUGAUAAUCUCACAAAACAUGUCAGAGUAACUCAUGAAAAAUCUUCUUACAGGUGCCAUAUCACUGGUUGUGGUAAAGAGUUCAGGAAACAUCAUCAACUGAGGACCCACCGACUGGAGGACCACCAGGGAACAGCUUACAAAUGUACUCAUGCAGAUUGUGGGAAAACAUUCCAGAUGUCAAGUCACCUGAAGAGACAUCUUAAAACACAUGAGGGUUAUGUGUGCUCUGAUUUGGAGUGUGGAGAGAAGUUUGACAAGUGGUCGCUGCUGGUGAAACAUCGGAAGGUGAAACACCUGGCUGCAAGAGUGCAUCAGUGCUGCAAAUGCAAGAAAUCAUUCUCCCAGAAACAGUGGCUUAAACAACACAUGAUGGUGCAUGAGACAUCACGUGCAGUGCUCAUCUGUCCGCACGAAGACUGUGGGCGGGAGUACCUGGACCAGCGUAAUCUGAAUGCGCACGUGCGCAGUUACCACGAAGGAAAGAAGUUCAACUGUGAAGAACAAGACUGUGGCCGGUCCUUUGCAACGAAGCAAAAACUACAGCAUCAUAUGAAGUUACAUGAUCCUAACAGACCCUUGCCUAAGAAGAAAUCUAGACCGAAGAAAAAAGCUGCAGAAAAACUGACUGGUGUGUCAACAAUCACCAUGGAAACAGAGGUCCGGGGUCAAGACCAUGUGACCUUUAAGUCACCAAUCAGAGACGAGCAUGUUCAUCCACCUCAUUUGCAUAUGGAAACCAUUAGUGAUACUAGUGACCUUGACAUUCCUGAUUUUGAAGAAAUCAAUAGUAAUGAGAAAGAAACCCUAAAAGUAAAUGAUUUGGGGGCUAUUGAAACAAUUUUAACCCCUGAAAAUAUUCAUAACUCUGCAGUCAAACAGAAAGAAUCAUUACAGACUUCUGUUGAAAACAAGGCUGCAACCUAGGUAGAGGGUGAUUGUAAAAAUGAAGAAAAUGGUUUUAUUGUGUUUGUAAAAACACAUUCGUUAUGUUAUGUGUUCAGGUUUUGGUUUAUAUUUUGAUAUUUUUACAUUUUUGAGAUCAUAUUCAAUCAUUUUACUAGAAACAAAUGUUAAAAUUAAAUGCUUUUCUCUACCUGGAAUUUUGAUCUUAUUACAACUGUGAUUUCAGUAUUUCCAUUGUUGUUCAAUCUUCAUUUGUUUCAAUUGUGUUCAAGAAUAGGUCAUUAAUGAUAUUUAGCAGUCAUUCUUGAACACAAUUGAAACAAAUGAAGAUUGAACAACAAUGGAAAUACUGAUUAAUGACCUAAACUUACAUAUUCAUACUAUUUUUUCUCAUCUCUCAUCCGGUGCCUACACAAAUUGAGUGUGCUGUACAAGACCAUACUUAAACCUCUUGAACACAUGCGUUCUUUAGCCAUCACACCUGAUUCAGAGUUGAAAGAUGAAUGAACUACAUGUAUAACAUUAUGUUGCUGAAUUCACUUUUGAAAUGUUUCAAAUAAUGUAAAUAACUUAGUAUGAGUAACACAACCAAUAAUUGAUGAGAAAAAUGGGAAUGAUGUAUGAUAAUAUGAUGUUACCGGCAGCACCACUUCGAGGCUAACCGACAAAGAAAAAGGAAAUGAUCAUGUGAAAUGUCAUUGUCGGAUACACCCGAUACACUACUACAAUAUGCUUGGUUGUUUAUCAUUCUUUGAAGGAUAACGGAAUUAAGUACCAUGGUUGCCGACGAUGGUGAAAUGUGUAAAAAUCUUUCAUGGUUGCCGUUGAUGGUGAAAUGUGUACAAAUGUCUAUGUUAUUCAAUUGAGAAUAACAAACUUUUUGCAUUGGUCAAAAGAAAAGAAAAUGCUCAAGUGUAUUUCAUUUGUCUCUUCCUUCUAGUAUCGAACUUAUUUCUGAAAGUAAAUUUAAUAAAAAUGCAAGUAUUUCGAAAUGAUUUAAAAACAAAAAUUGCACGCAUGAAAGAAA